AUGGCUCAUCUUCAAGAUCUAGACAGGCAGUUGGCCUCACUGCAAGCAACUCCUGCUACACUAGCUGUUCUGAAAGACCUUCAUACUCAAGCUCUCACUGAGCCUCCUUACGUCAGCACUGACAGUCAACCUGCUUCAGUUGCCUUGGAAAGAUUUGUGGCCCUGGAGCCGGAUAAGUGCGCUCUGGUCUACCUCAUUCUACGUGCCACCGGGGCAAGACACGUCGUCGAGGCCGGAACCUCCUUUGGCGUCAGCACAAUCUGGCUUGCCCUCGCUGUGGGACAAAAUUCAGUGGCACAAGGUGUCGGGGGCAAAGUGAUCGCUACGGAGAACGAGUCAUCCAAAGCCAAGAAAGCCCGGGAGAACUGGAGAAGGGCGGGAUCUGAGGUUGAAUCCUGGAUUGAAUUAAGAGAGGGUGACCUGCGAGAGACACUGAAGACUGAUUUGCCAGAGGAAAUUGACUUUUUGCUACUUGACAUCUGGUCACAGCUUGCGAUGCCUACACUCGCUCUGGUGAAGCCGCAUCUAAAAUCUGGCGCCUUGAUCGUCAUUGACAACAUCAUUUCUGGCCAAGCAGGCUACAAGGAUCUGAUUGAGCAUCUCGACGAUCCUAAGAAUGGGUUCAAGACAACUACGGCUCCGUAUAACGGAGGCUUGCGUUUAGCUGUAUACCUGGGCAAUUAGAUGAGUUCAGACCGAUAGAUUAGGACAAUCGAGGUGGUGGACGAUAUCAGUCCCAUGGAUGCAUGUCAAUACGUCAAAAUGUUGAUCAAGAAAGAGAGCUUAUAGGAACUUCAAGUCAUAAGAGGAAAACCCCUUUCAGAUAUCUUCAUUCCAAGUUUCGUGCCAUGCUCAUAGAGCCUGGAUCAUUCCCUCAUGCUUGACAACCCAUGUUCCGUCUUUAGGGAAUCCAGGUGCGUCCCCUUCGGAGCCUGCCCAACCAGCUGCCAUAUACCCGAUCGCCAAGAGAAAACCCCCAUUUCCAGGGAAAUAAGGCGGCGGAGAUGGAC
Messenger RNA from Colletotrichum phormii, 1010 nucleotides. RefSeq names its product O-methyltransferase. Bases 1 to 684 code for a protein of 227 amino acids. Gene Ontology annotation, molecular function: O-methyltransferase activity. The transcript is spliced from 2 exons. Lineage: Eukaryota; Fungi; Ascomycota; Sordariomycetes; Glomerellales; Glomerellaceae. The record is from RefSeq and is a predicted model, not a curated record.